GGCAUUGGAGGGGGUUUCGCGAGCAGCAAGAAGCGGCCACUAAAGGGCCCCGUGGCGGCGUUCCCCGCGUACGGCGACCGCGACGCGACGCUGGCACUCCACGGCCCCAUGGAGACGUUCACCACGCGCAUCAAUGUCGCGAUCUACGAUCCCGCAUCAAAGACUCUUAAAUAUGCUAAACGGCCAUUCAGAGCGCACGUGUACUACGUGCCGCUGAAGAUGGGGUCGAAGCAGCAGCGCUUCCUGGCGCAGGUGGACAUGCUCUUUAGCUCGCUCUGGGUGCCCUGCGACUGCAUCUCCUGUGCCAAGGGCCGCCCGGAGGUGCCGAAAGAUACCCCUUUCGACUCCCUCUCCUCCUACUCCGUCCAAUACCUCUCCUGCUCCGACCCCCGCUGCGUCUCCGUGGGGGUUUCCGAGUUUAAUACACCCCUGGUGGGGUGCAACGACCCUGGCAAAACGAACCCGUAUGUGAACACGUCCUUGAUUCCGGGCAACGACCCUCUCUGCGUGUACACGACGCCGCUGGGGGUCAACAGCUACGAUCUCUUUACUUAUGACAACACCACCAUUCUCUUCGCCAAUGCAAGUGAUCCCUCGAUCGGCCCUCUGGAUUCCGCUGGUCAUGUGAUUGCUGAUACGCUCUUCUUUCCAGAAGACCCGGCUACUGCAGCCGCGGCUGCAGCUGUAGACGCAGCAGCGAAAGCAGCGGCAGAGGCAGAGGCAGAAGCAAAAGCAGUGGAAGAAGCAAUAGCAAUUGCGGUUGCAUAUGGUGUCAUCUCUCCUGCACCUGCUUCCUCUGCGGCACCUGCACCUGCCGCUGCAGCAGCGCCGCCACCACCGCCACCUCUUUCCAACCGCACCAUCUUCUUUGGAUGCGGCUCCGCACAGUCCGGGUGGUGGGGGCAGCAGGACACAUGGGUUCCCAACGGAGUGGUGGGUCUGGGCCCGUUCAGCCCGCUUCUGAAGCAGGUGGCGAAUGAAUCCAUGUCGUUUGCCAUGUGUCUGGAGAAGCCGAGGCCAUGGGUGGAGAAUGUGACGCGGUGGAAUCAGAAUAACCUAGAGCUGCAGGUGGUGCCUGUGGAGAGGUUUGAUGGGGGGAGUCACCUCAUGGUGGGGCCUGUGGACUUCCCUGCCAAUGCCAGCCGCACCGAGAUUUAUUCGUUUGAUGGCUUGUACAUUCCAGUCAUCCUCAACACGAGUUACAGCAUGGGAAACAGGAUUCUAGUGAACCACCCAAAGGCAAACGAGGACGUGAAUGUGAUUGCCUUCUCCUCCACCAUCUUCACGCACUUUCUGAAGUUUGAUCUCGUGCAAGCCAUCCUCACUGAGCUUGGAUUUGCCAACGCCUUUGAUUCAAUGACCGUGAACAACACCACCCUUGCCUGCUUCCGGAGUAACAAGGAUCCAUUCACGACCUUCCCGAGCAUCCGCAUUGGUUUUGUCGAGGGCUCUGAGUUCGUCGUUCCUCCUUCCGGCUACGUUGCCCAAGUGGGCGACAAGGAAUACUGCUUCCUGUGUCAUGUUGGGGAAGAUAUUGACAUCUGGGCAGCACCGGCACUGUAUGACAAGCAGAUUUACAUCAACUACCCUAACAAGACCUUUGCUUGGAUCGACACCCCACAAUGUUCAAAGAACCUCUCAUUUGUUCCGCCGCCGCCCUCACCUCCUGCUCCUGCUGUGCCCAAGCCUGGUGCCCGACUGGCUGCUCUGCCGUCCCUAUCUUGGCACCUGGUGACGACAGGGUCUCUCCUGGUGCUGCUGCUACUGCCGCUGCUGCCUGUCUGA
Closterium sp. NIES-65 is the source of this 1785-nucleotide messenger RNA. NCBI's taxonomy places the organism in Eukaryota, Viridiplantae, Streptophyta, Zygnematophyceae, Desmidiales, Closteriaceae. The record is from the annotation of a GenBank genome assembly.